Molecule: messenger RNA, 672 nt
Organism: Sphenostylis stenocarpa
Lineage: Eukaryota; Viridiplantae; Streptophyta; Magnoliopsida; Fabales; Fabaceae
Source: the annotation of a GenBank genome assembly
AUGGAGAUCAAAUUGUUGUUGGAGUUGGAGAACUCCACCUUGUUUGAAAGACUUGCAGGAAAACUUCAUGGCUUGAUCACCAACAAGCACAACUAUCUUGACAUGUCCAUGGAGGAGGGCUUCCUGUUGCUAUUGGAUAAGAAACUUGCUAAGAAAAUAUGGCGUUUUGGACCUGCGACUAUGAGGCCUAAUAUGGUGCUUAUGUGUAAGAAGGUGCAUUGGCUGAAGAAAACAUUAUGGCUAUCUGCUUUGAAGUCUGAUGUUGUUCUCCAUGUUGAUGUUAUCCAUAGAGUUGAGAUACAGGCAUCCAAGUUGGCACUUAGUGGCACCUACUAUGUUCAUAACCAGGAACAUGGAUGCAUCUUUGAGAAAAUGCGGUGGCCUGAUAUCCCAUUUUACAACAUUAAGGAAUACCUUCGUCAGCAACUCCUUUGUGUUCUCAAGCACACCAAGGCCUGCUGCAAUCGGUGCAGGCUUCCUCCACUAUGUUUAUGUAUUCUUGUUGAUCUGUCUAGUUUCCUAGCUUUAAGGUUAGUAGUGGUGAUCGUCCGCGUAUCGGGAGUGGAUAACGUGGUUGAGAUAAAUUAUGGAUAUGGGUUUACGACUUCGAGUACCUGGUCUAAACUGUCUCAAAGUUUUGCUAACGAUCGUCUAAGAACCGAUCUGGGUUAA